Molecule: messenger RNA, 1167 nt
Organism: Peronospora farinosa
Lineage: Eukaryota; Oomycota; Peronosporomycetes; Peronosporales; Peronosporaceae
Source: the annotation of a GenBank genome assembly
AUGUUAUUGACUGCAGCCGCUGCGUUAAUCUCUGGCUGCGCUUUAGUAGCAACUAGAGGCCUCAGAAGCUCUCGCACUAUUCCACAUCGACGCAUUGUCGCUGGCAAUUCGGAGCUAAACGAGUUCAUGGCGCGUGCUCUACAACCCUUGCUGGAUCAAUAUACUCCAACGUGGUGGACCAAUUCGCACAUUCAGUGUUUUCUGACCUUUUUAGUACGUCAAUUUCCCAUCAAGUAUCAGAGAGAUGUACUUAUUCUCAAAGACGGAGGACAAGCAUCUCUGGACUGGGCCUUAGAGUCUUCUGUGGUCAUGAACGUGCCAUUGGAUCACGACUCACCCAUUGUAAUUAUCAUGCACGGACUUGUGGGUUGCAGUGAGAGCAUGCGUUCCUUAUGUGCCGAAGCUCUGGCACAUGGAUAUCGCCCCGUGGUGUUUAAUAAACGAGGUCAUGGAGGGCUGAAACUAUCUACGCCAAAGCUGCAACAGUUUGGCUGUGUACAGGAUCUGAUAGAGGCCAUUGCUCACGUGGAGAGACAUUUCCCUGACAGUGAACUAUUCGGCAUUGGCUGCUCAGCUGGAGCGGGUCUGCUGUGCAGUUACUUGUGUGAGCUUGGUGACAAGUCGCGCCUUCGUGCUGGAGUGCUGAUUUCGCCGGGUUACAACGCCUUUGAACUGUUUUGUCAUGGCAAGAUCCACCCCGUCUACGAUUUUCUCAUGACUUUCACGCUCAAGUCGUUCCUGUGGCGUCAUAGAAGUGAACUGAGUGACGUUAUUGACGUGGCAGGCGCUCUGCGAGCUACCAGUAUUCGGGAAUUUGAUCAGCACGUGUACAUGAAGAUGCACGGAUAUGGUGACCUAGAGUCGUACUGGAGAGUAAACAACCCCAUGCGAGAUGUGGACAACCUCAAGAUGCCACUACUCUGCAUUAACGCACUGGACGAUCCUGUGUGCACCAAGGAGACGAUUCCAUACGACGUGUUCGGUACGAAGCCCAAAGCCAUGCUGUUGACCACAGGGGAGGGAAGUCACUGCGCUUUCUUUGAGGGCAAUUUCCAACUCAAGUCAUGGUGUGAUACUGCUGCUAUGGUGUACCUCGACCGCCUUCGGGAGUUUGAAAACAUUUCAGAGACAAGCGUGGACAUUCUUAGUGCUGUUGCUACAGCUUAG